Messenger RNA from Sparassis crispa, 474 nucleotides. RefSeq lists its product as hypothetical. Bases 1 to 474 code for a protein of 157 amino acids. Lineage: Eukaryota; Fungi; Basidiomycota; Agaricomycetes; Polyporales; Sparassidaceae. The transcript has 6 exons. The record is from RefSeq and is a predicted model, not a curated record. Gene Ontology annotation, molecular function: protein binding.
AUGCAAACAGACCAUGCCGCGUUGUUCAGCUCUCGAAUAGUGUACGAUGGGAGAGCCAACCUGUUUGUUGCAAAGGACAUACCUUCAGCGGAUUAUCCUGUUCAUAUGGGUCUCAAUCCGUCUCGAGGACAUUUUAUUGUUAGGCUGCAAAAGAGUGCUGUUAUCAAUCCAAGGGACAUUGAGAAUUUGACUCGCCCCGGUGGCUCUACUCCCCACACUAGCUCAAUGGCUAUCAAUUUACUUCAACUGAUUGUCCGGCAGGAUGCCAAUUUGCGCCAUGGCUUCCCUCCUGAGGGUCGCUCAUUCUUCUUGUCCAAGAGCGCAAUCCCUUUACCAGGAGGACUGCAAGCUUGGAGGGGCUAUUUCCAAAGUGUUCAACCUGUUGUCAAUAGGCUUUUGAUUAAUGUUGAUACCUCAACGGCUGCAAUGUAUUCUUCUGGUCCACUUCUUGACCUUGCAAUGGGUCAGCUUUGA